GAUUUCUUACCCUGGGUGAUAAUAUGUUAUUGAACUAUAGCUACACUCAUAGUCUGUUCAGAAGCUUAAUUAGAUCUGUUACCCACAGACAUCAGAGUAAGUCAGCGUGGCAUUGUUACUUCCCCACAGUGUUUGAAAAUUUAUGAGAAUAAAACCUGUGGCAGUGAGGUAAAGGUUCCUUUGCUGCCAUUAUGUCAGGAAACCACAUGGGAAAGGAAAAGAAGGGGUAAGAGGAGAGGAAGUCCCUGGAAAGUCUGAGUCAUGUAGCAACUGUCUUUGUGUGAAGGAGGAAAUGUGUGAAAUCCAGGCUCAGAGAGUGGAAGAAGGCACCUGCACUUAUUUCCUAAAGUAUUGUUUUUUUCAGCUCCUGGUGUUUCUGUUGGAAAAAUAGCAGAAUCCCUUGAUAAAUGAAUUGGCUGUAUCUCAUUGGAGGAUCUUUUGGACUCCGUGAAUUUGCUCAGAUAAGAUACGAUGUUCACAAACUACAUGGCAAGGUUGAUCCAGCUUUGAAAGAAAAAUUAAAACAGAACCAGAACCCUGUGACACUGGAAUCUGAAUAUGAGAAGCUGGAAAAAUCCAACUUGGAUAACUGGGAGAACAUCAGAGGACCCAGUCUGUGGGAAGAUUCCAGGACGGUUCAGAAACAACGGCGGGAGGCUCUCCGUCUCAAGACAGAGUGACUGAGAAAGCUGCCUUUGGUGCCUCUGGGAGAAAAAAGUCUCAGGCUGGACUGUCUUAAUUUUUAAUCCAGUGUCAGGAACAGACAUGGGAACAUUUGCACUGAACAGUUCAGCUGGUGUAUAUAUAAGUAACUGUGAGAUCAGUCCAAAAAGCAUUGUACUACAUGAAGCUCUUUGUUUGCAUCCAUUUGUGCAGAGCACCAUGGGCUUUAUGUGAAUGUAUAUGUGAAUUUUCAAUUAAAAAAAGCUGAUUAUUCUACUGAGAA
Melospiza melodia melodia is the source of this 946-nucleotide messenger RNA. Its product is annotated as cytochrome c oxidase assembly protein COX16 homolog, mitochondrial. Gene Ontology annotation, cellular component: mitochondrial inner membrane. The transcript has 4 exons. The record is from RefSeq and is a predicted model, not a curated record. Gene Ontology annotation, biological process: mitochondrial respiratory chain complex IV assembly. The coding region runs from base 408 to 680 and encodes 90 amino acids. Lineage: Eukaryota; Metazoa; Chordata; Aves; Passeriformes; Passerellidae.